Messenger RNA from Haliotis rufescens (red abalone), 895 nucleotides. RefSeq lists its product as uncharacterized. The coding region runs from base 47 to 688 and encodes 213 amino acids. The record is from RefSeq and is a predicted model, not a curated record. The transcript is spliced from 5 exons. Lineage: Eukaryota; Metazoa; Mollusca; Gastropoda; Lepetellida; Haliotidae.
UAGGCCCCGGUGGGUCUUUAUAAGGGAUAGCCGUUGUAUAAACUGCAUGUGUAAGCCACACCAGCUAUUCACGGUGAACAAGUCGCUUACAAUGUGUGGACGAGUGGUCUUCCUUCUGUAUUUGCCAGCAAUAUGUUUCUCAUUUGCUGUGCUUUCCAAUGAUGGCAUUGGGACUCAACGUCGGCAGAAUCCGGAUGAGAUUGAUGAGAACUGGGUAAACACGACAAUUGUUUCGGAGGUUGGGGAUCCUUGCCUUACGCAGCUAGAACCCUGCCUGAAUCUCUUCCAACCUCUGCAACGCCUGGAUGGUCCACAAGACCUCGUUGUUGAUGGGGACCUCAAUAUACCAUGCGGGUCACAUAUCCAGGAGGAGAUCCGGGACUGCCUCGACGAUAACAGUGGAUGUAAGGACAACAUGUUCUACAUGUUAAUACAAGUAUCUCAGCAGGCGUGGGAUUUCAUUUGCCAACACAGCCAAGGAUUUAUAGCAGGGGAAGCCUGCUGGGCCUCUUCGGAUUUCCACACCACGAUCGCUGGGUGUGGCAAUUCUAGCCAACAAGAAGUGUGUAUGCCUACCUGCAUCAGAGACGUUGUGGCGAAGAUACCUGCUUGCACUGCAGAUGACGCCUCCCUGCUUGGUAACCUGUCGACAGUGUCGGAAGCCAUGAUCCCAAACUCGUCAUGCUAGAACAGUACACUCAUCCAUAGGUACAAGGGACCGGCCGUCUAAUCUUCAGAUGUUACCUACAGUAACAAGGGACCGGCCGUCUAAUCUUCAGAUGUUACCUACAGUAACAAGGGACCGACCGUUUUAUCUUCAGAUGCGCGUCGGAUACUUGGUCACGUUAAUUGCAAACAUCAUUUUAAUUCUGCUUAAUAAAGGAAUUAUCACAUC